Molecule: messenger RNA, 5141 nt
Organism: Coffea eugenioides
Lineage: Eukaryota; Viridiplantae; Streptophyta; Magnoliopsida; Gentianales; Rubiaceae
Product: myosin-9-like
Biological process (GO): actin filament organization; vesicle transport along actin filament
Cellular component (GO): cytoplasm; vesicle; actin cytoskeleton
Molecular function (GO): ATP binding; actin filament binding; microfilament motor activity
Source: RefSeq, a predicted model, not a curated record
UUAAAUUACAAGCAUUUUCUCUCUAGUAUGCUCUGAGAGGAGCGCUAUUAUGGUCACGUGAUUAAAUUGCCGGGAAUGUGGUAUGCUGGACGAAGUCGAAGAAAAUCUCUGUGGAGGAGUUGAUUAGUAAAAUUUGAUCUUCGCUAUGGGCACUUCAGUCAACAUUAUUGUUGGUUCUCAUGUCUGGGUUGAAGACCCAGAAGUGACUUGGAUUGAUGGACAAGUAAAUAAGAUCAAAGGUGCGGAAGCUGAGAUUGAGACGAGUAAUGGCAAGAAGGUUGUUGUGAAGCUAUCAAAAGUUUAUCCUAAAGACACGGAAACUGCUCCUGGAGGUGUUGAUGACAUGACAAAACUAUCUUAUUUGCAUGAGCCAGGGGUCUUGCAGAACCUAAAAUCAAGAUAUGAACUCAAUGAGAUCUAUACUUACACUGGAAAUAUUUUAAUUGCAAUUAAUCCAUUUCAAAAACUGCCCCAUCUAUAUGAUCCACACAUGAUGGUACAAUACAAAGGAGCACCACUUGGAGAGCUAAGCCCUCAUGUGUUUGCUGUUGCUGAUGUUGCUUACAGGCAAAUGGUAAAGGAAGGAAAAAGCAAUUCCAUUCUGGUUAGUGGUGAAAGUGGAGCAGGUAAAACAGAGACAACAAAAAUGCUUAUGCGGUACCUUGCCUUUCUGGGAGGGCGGGCAGCUACUGAAGGAAGAACAGUCGAGCAGCAAGUUCUUGAAUCCAAUCCCGUUCUUGAAGCAUUUGGGAAUGCUAAAACUGUUAGAAAUAAUAAUUCCAGCCGUUUCGGAAAAUUCGUAGAGAUACAAUUUGACAAGCAAGGGAGAAUAUCAGGAGCAGCUAUCAGAACUUACCUUCUUGAGAGAUCCCGAGUUUGCCAAAUAUCUGAUCCUGAGCGGAACUACCACUGCUUUUAUCUCCUUUGUGCCGCUCCGCAGGAGGAAAUUGAGAAGUAUAAACUGGGACAACCUAAGACCUUUCACUACCUCAAUCAGUCACGUUGCUAUGAGCUGGAUGGUGUGAGCGAUGCCCAUGACUAUCUUGCCACUAGGAGAGCGAUGGAUAUUGUUGGAAUUAGUGCAAAGGAGCAGGAAGCAAUUUUCAGAGUUGUUGCUGCGAUUCUUCAUAUUGGUAACAUUGAUUUUGCAAAGGGAAAGGAAAUUGAUUCAUCAAUGCUAAAGGAUGAGAAAUCAAAAUUUCAUCUUAAAACAACAGCAGAACUUCUCAGGUGUGAUCCUGUGGCUCUGGAAGAUGCACUGUUGAAACGUGUGAUGAUUACCCCUGAAGAAGUUAUUAAGCGUAGUCUCGAUCCUCUUAGUGCAACAGUUGGCAGGGAUGGCUUUGCUAAGACCAUAUAUUCAAGGUUGUUUGAUUGGCUGGUGGACAAAAUCAAUGUAUCAAUCGGGCAAGAUGCCAAGUCAAAAUCUCUGAUUGGGGUCCUGGACAUCUAUGGUUUUGACUUCAAGCAUAAUAGCUUUGAGCAAUUCUGCAUUAACUUUACAAAUGAGAAACUGCAGCAACAUUUUAACCAGCAUGUCUUCAAGAUGGAGCAAGAAGAAUACACAAGAGAGGUCAUUGAUUGGAGCUAUAUUGAAUUUGUUGACAAUCAAGAUGUUUUAGAUCUUAUUGAGAAGAAACCAGGUGGAAUUGUUGCUCUUCUUGAUGAAGCCUGUAUGUUUCCAAAGUCAACACAUGAAACAUUUGCAAACAAGCUUUAUAUGACUUUCAAGAAUCAUAAGCGGUUUCUGAAGCCUAAAUUGUCUCGCACAGAUUUCAUAAUAUCUCAUUAUGCUGGAGAGGUUCACUACCAGUCUGAUCAAUUUUUGGACAAAAAUAAAGAUUAUGUGGUUCCAGAACAUCAAGACCUGUUAAGUGCUUCUAAAUGCUCUUUUGUCGCUGGCCUUUUUCCUUCAAUUCAUGAAGAGACUACAAAAUCUUCCAAGUUUGCAUCAAUUGGGUCACGUUUUAAGUUACAACUACAACAAUUGAUGGAAACUUUAAAUGCUACAGAACCGCACUAUAUAAGAUGUGUAAAGCCAAACAAUCUUCUUAAACCUGCCAUUUUCGAGAAUUCAAAUAUAAUGCAACAAUUGCGCUGUGGAGGUGUUCUGGAAGCAAUCAGAAUAAGUUGUGCUGGAUAUCCUACUCGCCGACCUUUUUUUGAGUUCAUAAACCGAUUUGGGCUUCUUGCACCUGAGGUUUUGGAAGGAAGUUAUGAUGAAAAAGUUGCAUGCCAGAAGAUUUUGGAAAAGAAAGGGCUCAAUGGAUCUCAGAUAGGUAAAACAAAGGUUUUCCUAAGAGCUGGUCAGAUGGCUGAGUUAGAUGCUCGAAGGGCAGAAGUUCUUUCAAGUGCAGCAAAAGCCAUACAACAGCGAAUACGAACUCAUUAUGCUCGUAAGCAAUUUGUUGCAUUGAGAAAAGCAAGCAUCUGUAUGCAGUCUUUGUGCAGAGGUAAACUGGCUUGCAAACAUUAUGAGGGAAUGAAAAGGGAGGCAGCUGCAGUAAAAAUUCAGAAGAACACGCGUAGACGUGAAGCCAGAAUGGCAUAUAACAAACUCCGCAUCUCAGUGCUUGUUUUGCAGACAGGCUUGCGUUCAAUGGAUGCUUGUAAAAGAUUUACAUUUAAAAGGCAAAGUAGAGCUGCAACUGUAAUUCAGGCAAUGUGGCGCUGUCAUAAAGCAUCAUCAUAUCACAGAAAACUUAAGAGAGGAACAAUAAUUGCACAAUGCAGAUGGAGGGGAAAAAUUGCCAGGAGGGAGUUACGGAAGCUAAAAAUGGCUGCAAGAGAAACAGGGGCAUUGAAAGAGGCCAAAGACAAGCUUGAGAAACAAUUGGAGGAGCUCACAUGGCGCUUACAGCUGGAAAAACGUCUGAGGACUGACCUAGAAGAAGCCAAAGCACAAGAAAUAGCAAAAUUACAAAACUCUUUGGAGGCUAUGCAAAAGAAAGUUGAUGAAGCAAAUGCACUGCUAGUCAAAGAACGAGAGUCCGCAAAAAAGGCUAUUCAAGAUGCACCUCCAGUCAUCAAGGAGGUUCCAGUUUAUGUUGAAGACACCAAUAAAGUUGAAUCUCUGACAGAAGAAAUUAACAGUUUAAAGGCUUCAUUGCAGCAUGAAAAGGAAAGCUCUAAUGAGCUACAACAGCAGUAUGGCAAAGCACAAGAGUCUAGUGAAGAAAGACGUAAACAGUUAGAAGAAACAGAAGGAAGACUUCAUCAGCUCCAAGAAUCUUUACACAGGCUAGAGGAGAAAUUGAAUAAUUUGGAAUCAGAGAAUAAAGUUCUUCGUCAACAAGCUGUAUCAAUUGCACCAAAUAAGUUCCUCUCUGGACGAUCUAGAUCAAUUCUUCAGAGGAUGGAAAGCAGUCAUUCCUUUGGCGAUACUAGGAUGACCAUGGAUUUGCAUAGUGCUUCAAUGAAUCAUAGGGAUUUUGAAGCAGAUGACAAACCACAAAAGUCACUGAAUGAGAAACAGCAGGAGAAUCAGGAGUUGCUACUUCGUUGCAUUGCUCAACACUUGGGCUUUGCCUGCAAUAGGCCAAUUGCAGCAUGCAUCAUAUAUAAAUGCCUUCUGCAUUGGAGAUCUUUUGAAGUUGAGAGGACUAGUGUUUUUGACCGCAUCAUCCAGACUAUAGGUCAUGCUAUCGAGAAAACCCAGGACAACAAUGAUGUCUUGGCCUAUUGGCUAUCAAAUGCUUCUACUCUCUUAUUGCUGCUCCAGCGGACAUUGAAAGCCAGUGGUGCUGCUGGCAUGGCACCUCAACGACGUCGAUCGUCCUCUGCAAGUCUCUUUGGGAGGAUGAAUUACAGUUUCAGGGGAACACCCCAAGGGGUCAACCUAUCUUUUGUAACUAGUGGCAUCCCUGGUGGAGUAGAAUCUUUACGCCAAAUUGAAGCAAAGUACCCUGCUUUACUCUUCAAACAGCAACUUACAGCUUAUGUGGAAAAAAUCUACGGGAUGAUUCGUGAUAAUCUGAAGAAGGAAAUAUCUCCAUUGCUUGGGCUGUGUAUUCAGGCACCAAGAACUUCUAGAGCAAGCUUAGUUAAGGGAUCAUCGCGUUCAGUUGCGAAUACUGCUGCCCAGCAAGUUUUGAUUGCUCACUGGCAAGGAAUAGUGACAAGCCUUGGGAAUUUUUUGAAUACCUUAAAAGCAAAUCAUGUACCACCAUUUUUAGUUCGUAAAGUGUUCACACAGAUAUUUUCUUUCAUUAAUGUUCAAUUAUUCAACAGCCUUCUGUUGAGGAGGGAAUGCUGUUCAUUCAGUAAUGGUGAAUAUGUUAAAGCAGGGCUGGCUGAGUUGGAACACUGGUGCUAUACUGCUACUGACAAGUAUGCAGGUUCAGCUUGGGAGGAAUUAAAGCACAUCCGACAAGCUAUUGGAUUUCUGGUUAUACAUCCAAAGCCAAAGAAGACUCUGGAUGAGAUAAGCCACAGCCUCUGCCCAGUUCUCAGUGUCCAGCAGUUGUAUAGGAUCAGCACAAUGUACUGGGAUGACAAGUAUGGCACUCACAGUGUAUCCUCAGAAGUGAUAUCAAAGAUGAGGGUAUUGAUGACUGAAGAUUCAAACAAUGCAGUCAGCAAUUCAUUUUUAUUGGAUGAUGAUUCGAGUAUUCCGUUUUCAGUUGAUGACAUAUCGAAGUCUAUGGAACAAAUAGAAAUUUCUGACAUUGAACCCCCACCACUUAUCCGUGAAAACACGGGCUUCAGCUUCUUGCUUCCAGCCUAAAGUUCACAUGACGUAAUAUGGGGUGGCUGAUGCUUGUUGAUGUACAAACAGUUCUUGAAGGGCACUUAACAAGUACCUCUUCCUCCCUCCCUCUCAUUUUCUCUUCUACGGCCCCCCAGAAUGCACUCUUGCUGUGAUGUCGCAAGUCAGAAAAAUUGAGAAAAAGGGAGGAGAACUGGGGUUGCUUGACUUUAGAAGUAGCAUUAUAUUUUUUUUUAUCUUCUUGUAAAAUAGGUAUAUUUUGUAUAGGGCAGAAAUAGUAACAACCCGGAGUUGUACGUGAGGAUGAAGAAGUAUACAUUUGUCCUUUUUGACAUUUGAAGCCAGAUGAAUUGGAUCACUGCCUGGAAAUUAUGAUUACUUAGAGAAACGCAAAUAGUUUCAGUUUGUACAAAUUUUGAAGCAAUCCUGAGAU